Neurospora tetrasperma FGSC 2508 is the source of this 430-nucleotide messenger RNA. RefSeq lists its product as uncharacterized. The transcript is spliced from 2 exons. Lineage: Eukaryota; Fungi; Ascomycota; Sordariomycetes; Sordariales; Sordariaceae. Bases 1 to 297 code for a protein of 98 amino acids. The record is from RefSeq and is a predicted model, not a curated record.
AUGACGUCCCCGCCGUCUCUAUCCAGGAAAGAAGCAGAAUCCCAAGUCCGCUCGUGGGGAUUCUCCCAUGUGUUUACGUGGACUGAUGGGGGUGGUGCUCACUACGCCCCGCACAAACACUCGUCCCUAACUACGCACUUGAUCCUCUCUGGGUCUCUGACCAUCGCUUACCCGGGCUCAGAAGACAAAAAGGAAAAGACGACGCAUGGGCCUGGGGAGAGAUUGGAUGUUGAUGCUGGGCAGGUACAUGAGGUUUGGAUUGGGAAAGAGGGUUGUACGUAUGUGAUUGGGGAGUGAUUGAUUAUAAUUGAUUGGGGAGUGGAAGAAGGGUGGUGAGUGGUGAGUGAGUGGAUGGAUUGUUUGAUGAGUGAUAGAGUGAAGGGGAAGAUAGUACAAGUAGUGGUUAUUGAAAGAGGUAUAUGCCAUUGAA